Dacryopinax primogenitus is the source of this 464-nucleotide messenger RNA. RefSeq lists its product as uncharacterized. Lineage: Eukaryota; Fungi; Basidiomycota; Dacrymycetes; Dacrymycetales; Dacrymycetaceae. The record is from RefSeq and is a predicted model, not a curated record. The coding region runs from base 145 to 408 and encodes 87 amino acids. The transcript has a single exon.
GGAAUAUUGAUCGUCUCUGGUUCUGCACUAUAAGGAACUGGAAGGAGUCACGACCGAGGAAGACCCGCGAUGCCGGUGGUCUGAUCUUGCAGCUCCCACCUCCUAUCAAAGCUCAUGGCAGGCGCCGACUCGUUUGAAGCAUAAAUGGUAAAAUGGGAACUGGACAAGAAAGAAGCUAAAAUGUACCCGUUGACUCGUAACAUUGCGCUGGAUAACACGCCGGAUUGUCCAGGAUUAUGGCAGUGCCUCGAAGAACUCCAGUCUGCGGAGAAUGUCGUUGCUUGGGCGGAACCCCAGUUCAUUCGUCACGGACCUUGGGCUGUCAGCACUUUCACAGAAGACAUCCUCGACCUAUUCAAGGGUUUUAUUAAUGCCACUGAGAGACCAUAUCUCUCACAUGUUCGGUAGCUGAAGGAGGUGCGGUUGAAGACGGGAAAAAGAUCAACGGUGACACCACAUGUGCC